Messenger RNA from Saccostrea echinata, 1152 nucleotides. RefSeq lists its product as uncharacterized. NCBI's taxonomy places the organism in Eukaryota, Metazoa, Mollusca, Bivalvia, Ostreida, Ostreidae. Bases 44 to 721 code for a protein of 225 amino acids. The transcript is spliced from 3 exons. The record is from RefSeq and is a predicted model, not a curated record.
AUUGUAAUGGUUAUCGCAACAAAAGCCAACUCACAAACAAUAGAUGUUAACCAUAUAUUUCAAAAUGUCGAUCAAUAAUGGAGCUCUACCGGCAAACAACGUUCAUGAUAAGAAACUCAAAGAUGGCGGAAUAAUUCUUGGCAGUCCGGAAAUAAUACGAUUGAAAUUUACACCUAAACAAAAUAGCCUCCCAAUUAGUGUUGAGAGUGUGAAUCCACUAAUAGACAAUUUUGAAGACCGGAAGUUGCCCAAAUUCCGUGCCACUCUCUCCGAACCGAAUAUCUUCGUAACCCCGGCAGCCUCAACCGAAACAAGCCCCGAACAUGUGAUAGUUUUUCCUAAAGGAUCAAAUAGUCUGUUCCAGGUUAAUCAACUAUACGGAAAAUACAAGAAAAAAUCGUCACAGGACUUUUCGAAUCCAGCUUUUGAGCCUGACGACGGUCUUGCGGAUGACCACCACUUUUCUGACAUAGUAGAACACGUUCUAAGACAACCCCUAAAUGGAAGAUAUGUUCAUCCAUACGGACAAGGGAAUUUGUACAAAGCCAUUUUGGUCGGCGAGAAAACCAAGCUUCCACAGAGCGCUGGGAAGCUUGUAUUUUGGACCGUCUUUCUUCUGAUGAUGGUGGGACUAGCUUGCUCAAUCAUCCUUCUGGCUGAAACCUAUAAAUCAGACCAGUCUUUACUUUUGUCUACAAAUGACACUACAAAACGGCGCUGACGAGAAUUCUGUGUGGAGCAUUUAAACCCGGGAAGAACCUAGUCCGUCGCUUCGAAAGUGAUCUGAUCACGUGACGCUGACGUUUGAAAGAAACUUAUAGUUACAGAUACAUGCUCAAAGGAUGAGUGGAACAUCAAGUGAAGGAAGUGGAAUAUGAAAUACAAGUAAUUGCACUUCGCAUCAAAAGGACUGAAAUCAAAUCAAGAUACAGUGGAAAAUCAAACAGACAGGACUACAUUAGAGGAGACUUAUCCAUUUGUAAUACAUGUACAUGUUUAUGGAAAAGUCAUUAUAAAUUGCUUGCCUUUUCUAAAGAUCUUGAUAAUUUCUUUGGAAUCGACACUUCUAAAUUGUAAAUUCGUUCCGAAUCUAUUUCAUAGUUGUUGUUAUAUAUUUUGUAAUUGUAUAUUUUUAUAAUUACAAUUUUAUAA